AUGAAAAUCGAAAAGCUAUGUCUCUGUGUGGAGAUUAUGGAGAACAAGGAUGACGAAAUGAAUCGGAAUGACAGAGCAAGAGAGACGAGUAAAACAUUUUUCAGUUUUAGCUCAGAAGCAGAAGUUUCAGAUGUUGAAUCCAAAGACAAAAACUACAGUGGGAGUUAUGAUGGUUGCAGUUUGGAGAAGGAACGCAACGACAAUGAGAAUGGCUACUCAAUCAUAGUGGAAGGAGAAAAUCCCAAAGUAGGCGGAGAAGAUGGAGUAGGUGAAGAAAACAAGGAGAAUUAUGCAUUCGAAAGCCGAUUUGAUAUGUUCGAAGACUCCGACGGUGCGUCAUCUGAAGAUGAUAACUUCAGCUCAUAUGGUGAGUCUCCAACACAAGACGAAGAUUCACCGACGUUACCUCCCAAGAAGAGAUAUCAAAACUUGUCGAUGAGCGGAAGUAAAGGGAAUUUGGAGGUUCUAAGGUUGGAGAUGUCGUCGCUAAACCUUGCGGUAGGGAAACGAUACGAGAAUCAUACAUGUUCUGUAACUGAGCGUUCUAAUCGAUCUCGACAAGCAACAUCAGAUAUUUUAGGAGAGUUACACAAGUACUUUCUCGGUGACGUUGGUCCAUCCGUUCGCCCUACGAGUGUCGGAAUAGCUAUCACUAAGCAGUUUGGUGUAAAGAUGGAUUAUUGGAAAUCACAUCGGACACUGAAAUUUGCAAGGGAAAUCGAUGAGGGAACACCUGAGAGUGGGUUUGAAAACUUGCCUUCUUACUUAUACAUGAUAAGAAGGAAAAAUCCGGGUACAAUUACGCGUCUUCAAAUUGAUGAGUUUGGAAGAUUCAUUUAUGUAUUUCUUGCGUUUGGUGCGAGCGUAAAUGGGUUUCCUUUCAUGCGCAAAGUUGUGGUUGUCGACGGUAUGUUUCUUAAUGGUAAAUACAAAGGGACGCUUCUCACAACACUAGCUCAAGAUGGUAACUUUCAAAUUUUUCCAAUAGCCUUCGCCGUGGUUGACACUGAAAAUGAUGACUCGUGGCAUUGGUUUUUUACGCAACUACAACUUUUGAUUCUUGACGACGAGGGUCUUGCGAUAAUCUCGGAUAGGCAUAACUCGAUAGGGAAAGCAAUUGGAAAUGUGUAUCCGUUUGCUUCCCGGAGAAUUUGUACCUACCAUUUAUAUAAGAACACUAGGUAA
Messenger RNA from Brassica oleracea var. oleracea, 1185 nucleotides. RefSeq lists its product as uncharacterized. The coding region runs from base 1 to 1185 and encodes 394 amino acids. The transcript is spliced from 3 exons. The record is from RefSeq and is a predicted model, not a curated record. NCBI's taxonomy places the organism in Eukaryota, Viridiplantae, Streptophyta, Magnoliopsida, Brassicales, Brassicaceae.